Molecule: messenger RNA, 2190 nt
Organism: Ostrinia furnacalis (Asian corn borer)
Lineage: Eukaryota; Metazoa; Arthropoda; Insecta; Lepidoptera; Crambidae
Gene: ova
Product: ovaries absent
Exons: 1
Coding region: 276-1664 (462 amino acids)
Source: RefSeq, a predicted model, not a curated record
UAAAUGGUUGCUACUCUGUGGAUCUAUGGAUCUUUCUCUUUUUAGUCAACGAACGCUCUCGCUCGUCGCAAAAUUGUGGUUUUGAGUGGAAUACAGUUUUUGAAUUGCCAUUUAUGUUUUUUCAAAUUUGUGUCUACACAUGUGCGUUGUAAAUGUUUUCAAGCACGAUCGCCACAAUGGACUGUAAUAUAUUAACCGUUAUGGUGGGAACGCGAGCAAGAUCGCAAGCGCUCACUGCCCUCCGACUGCGAUGACCAUAGGCGAUAGCGGGAACCAUGAUCGCCAAUUUACCGCUUCUCUUCGCCAACGGCAACCCCACGGCGCUGACGGACUUCACCGCCGAGGAGCUGGAGAAGUUCAUCACCUUCAUGGUGACUUGUUCCUGGGGUCACGACACCGCCAAAGACAUUCGCCAGCCCCCGUGGUGGCCCGACGACGUGCAGUUCUCGCACCCGUUCGUGCGGCCGGCGGCGGUGCCCCGGGACUGGGUGGCGCGGCUGAAGGUCCUGGUCAAGCGGUGCUACGACUUCCACAAGAGCCCCUUCCUCCUGGUGUUCUCCGCGCAGCUGGCGCGCUACCCCCGCAAGCGGCUCAGGUACGUCGACAACCGCGACCACACCACGUCUCUCUACUACAGGCCCAGCGGCAAACUCCUCGUCACGUUCAGAAACGAAAACAUUCACUAUGACCGAGCACCGAUCGCGAUCGUGGAGUCUUCGCCGGAGCCGCCCGAUAUCUAUUUGUGUGACAGCUGUGACAGUCAUUUUGACAAUCUUGACCUGUUGAGAGCGCACGAGAGGCUGUGCAGUAACGAAGAGGAAUCCUGCGGUGGUGGUCUGGCAGAUUUCAUUGCAGCGUUAAAAUUGCAACCGGUCGGAGAGAAAGCACAGUCUUCGUCCAGCAGGGCAGCCGCUAAUGAUGCCAAGCCGAGAAACAUCAGAAGCGCUGCAAACAUAGACAGAGGUCCUCCAUAUCCGUUUUCAUCGCUUGCCUAUUUGAAAAACGUCAAAUCAAACAUACAGCGAGACACGACUUAUUCUCGAGAGAGAAUCGAAAGGUACUGUUGUACUCCGUUAUCAAUUAGUAAAUUCGUAGCUAGCAAAAGUAAAAAUCAACAAUUUCCAAUCAGAUACAGACGGCCCAUAGACUACUGGCACAGAAAGCACACAUUCACGGAUCAGAGAAAGAAGAAAAUAUUAGAUUUAAACGGACAACUGCUGCUGCUGAAAUGCAGGCCGGUCACGGUGGACGUGGAGAGGAUGUCUCUGAAAAGAAUAAACGAGCACAUCGAGGAGACGAGGAAGGAGGCCGAGAGGCAGCAGCUGGAGGACAAGGACAUAAUAUUCGUGGACUGCGAGCAGCCCGUGUUCGGAGAGGCGAGAGGCCGCGACCCGUUGAAGCGAGUUGAGGCGGAGUGCGAGGUGAUCGACCUGUGCUCGGACGACGAGAGCCCGGUGAAUGAAAACUGCGACCCGCGCGCGGGCGUGGCUUGCGUGAUGCGCGGCGGUGCGGUGUUGCGGCGCACGGCGGCGACGCCGCUGCUGCUGCCGGCCGAGCCGUGCGGCGCGCGCCAGCGCCCGCUGCCCGCCGCCGUGCUGCAGCCGCAUCCCGUCAUCCUCAUCGCGCACACCCUCAACAACCUAAAGACUAUAUCGCUCGAAUGAUGUGCGUGCCGUUCGAUCGCGUUAGGUUUAAUUCUAAUUUAUUGCUGAUUAAACAAUUUAUUGUUCAGUGUAAUGUUUCAUUUCAAACUCUUGUGUAUGACUCUGGUGAUCACGAGCAAAAAACGAACUGAUUUGUGUACUUUUAACAUCUUCCUGCUAAAUGCUAUGUCUGUUGCCGUCUGUACCCCAGUUUUCAUUCGCGUCAGUAAAUUAUCAUUUUGAAAUAGACUGCUGUCAUAAACUGCCUUAUAAAACUCUUUCUGUCUUAUACUGCCUCUAAAAUCCUAUUGUUAAUUGUGAAUUGUACAUUCAAGCUGAAGUGAUAAUUUACUAACUGAAAUUAAAACUGACGUAAUAAUAAUAUGUAUAAUUUUGUAUUAUUUUGUUUCGUACGUCUUCCCAGCUAUGCGUUGAGUCGACGACAAAAUGGCGCCCAAGUAUAACAAAAUGGCUGACUGUAAGGUAACCUGAUACUCGGUCUGCUGUGAUAUUUCCGUAAUAUUAAGCCAUUCAGCAUGUAAAAUAG